AUGGCAUCAAGAACUGCUAUGGUUAUACUUGCUGAGGGGGCCGAGGAAAUGGAAACUGUUAUUCCCGUUGACGUUUUGAGACGAGCUGGAGUUGAGGUUACUAUUGCUGGUCUUCUCGGUAAAAAUACAGUGAAAUGUUCGAGGCAAGUGAUGAUUACGCCUGAUAAAGCUUUAUUCGAAGUGGCAGAUAACAAAUUUGAUGUUGUGAUUUUGCCAGGUGGCUUACAAGGAGCAAAUUCCCUUGCAGCAUCAGACGAAGUGGGCACUAUACUUCGAACUCAGUACGAAAGUGGUCGUUACAUAGCUGCGAUAUGUGCUGCACCGAUUGCCCUAAAAAGUCACGGUAUUGCCCCAGGGAUAUUGCUGACAUCACACCCAAGUGUUAAACCAAAACUUGUGGAAGGAGGAUACAAAUAUUCUGAAGAUCGUGUGGUUACAACAGAUCAUAUAGUCACUAGCCGUGGCCCAGGAACUGCAUUAGAGUUUGCAUUAAAAUUGGUCGAGUUACUUGUUGGAACGGAAAAAGUGAAGGAAGUUAGCGUUCCAAUGAUUGUGAAGGAAUAA
Brugia pahangi is the source of this 564-nucleotide messenger RNA. NCBI's taxonomy places the organism in Eukaryota, Metazoa, Nematoda, Chromadorea, Rhabditida, Onchocercidae. The record is from the annotation of a GenBank genome assembly.